AUGAAAAUGCCAGCCUACAAAGAUUUGCUGGUGUUUGCCGCACUCUCUGUCUUCUUGGGAUCGGUCCAGUGUCAAAAGCUGUCUAGCUUUGAUCUGCUGGAGGAGUUUCGUGUGCCGGAGUCCAGAGGAGUGAGGAGGGUGUAUGGCUCCCAACCGGAGGCGGUGGCGUACCGCAUCAACCCCUCCAUCCAUCUACGCAGGACCAUGAGUGACGUGUAUCCAGAUGGACUUCCCUCCGACUACUCCGUCAUCGCCACCUUUAAGGUGACCAAUGACACUGCCAGGAGGAACUGGAACCUGUGGCAGGUCAGCGACCCUGAGGGAAGGGAGCAAGUCGGCCUGCGAUUCCAGGGCGACACGCGCUCUUUGGACUUCUUCUACACCAGCCCCCUGGGGAGCCAGAUGCUGAGGACUUUCCAUGGCGUGGAGAAACUGUUCAACGGAGAGUGGCACAAGUUGGCGCUGAGCGUGAAGGGCAGACAAGUGAAGCUGCUGAUAGACUGUGAGGAGGUCAGUGUGGAGUCCAUGGAUGAGUCGAGGCCUGUCAUCCGCCAGGGGUACACAUCCAUCGUAAAGCGAGCAGCAGGAGAUCGCUCUGUGUCUGUGGAUCUACAGCAGAUGGAUGUGUCGUGUGACCCAGAGCAGCCUUACUCAGAGGGCUGCUGUGAGCUCUCCAGUGUGUGUGGAGGGUAUGCAGAGAUCGGUCUAACAGCUGGAAGAGCAGCUUGCAAAUGUAUGCACGGACAACCAGGCAUUCAGGGACCUCCAGGGCCAAAGGGUCAUAGAGGUCUUCCAGGGAAGGCUGGAGACCAAGGAAGACAAGGAAACUGGGCCAUCAGGGGAAACACAGGAGACUACGGCAACAUUGGCGAGCCAGGCCUAAAGGGGGAAGAAGGAAUCAAAGGCGAGAAAGGAAUGAGAGGACUCUGGGGCCAAGUGGGAGACCGAGGUCCUCAGGGGCUGAAGGGAUUGAGAGGGGCAGCAGGGUUCAAGGGAGUUCGUGGAGCUGCUGGGGACAUCGGAGGGACUGGGAAAUCAGGAGAAGUUGGAGCUAAAGGCGAAAGAGGAUACGAAGGGAUUCCUGGGUUUCAAGGUGUUAAGGGAAAUAAAGGGAAGACUGGUGCGACGGGGCCUCCUGGGCCCAGAGGAAAGCAGGGAAUUGUAGGAGAUCCUGCAGAGAGGGGUGCAGCUGGAGAGAAGGGGAAGCCUGGGAUCCAAGGUCCUGUGGGCAGAGCUGGCACCGUCGGGCCAAAGGGUAUUAUUGGAGAUCCAGGCAUAUUUGGCAGAGAUGGUGAUCCUGGAAUAGAGGCUCAUCAAGGUUCACAAGGUCAUAGUGGAAAACUUGGACGAUCCGGAACAAAGGGGGAGAAAGGCACCCUGGGGCCGGCAGGAGACAUGGGUCCCCAAGGCCGAACCGGCCCAAGAGGUUACAAGGGUUCUGCGGGGAAACCAGGGAGACCUGGAUUCAUCGGCCCACCGGGGCCCACUGGACAUGUGGGUGUGCCUGGAAAACCCGGGUCCAAGGGUAACACAGGAAUCCAGGGAAUCCAAGGAGUUAAAGGUGGACAGGGAGACAAAGGAGUUAAAGGCCCAAAGCCGAAGGCUGGAGACAGAGGGGAGCAGGGUCUCCAGGGAGGACGGGGGAAGCGCGGCCCCGCAGGCCCUCCUGGACGUUCAGGUCCGGUCGGAGUCAAGGGGGUUCGAGGUGAAGGAGGACCAGAUGGCUUUCAGGGGCCCCCGGGUCCACCAGGUCCAACCCUCCCCGCCGAACACGUGAUCGAGGUUUGUAAGAUGGUGGUGCUGGAGCAGAUGUCUACCUUCGCCAACUCAGUGAAGAGGACAUGUGCUGCUGUCUGUCCUCUGUAUGGUGACGUGCCCAUGGGUGCCCCCGGUCCCCCCGGACAGAAGGGACCCCCCGGACCCUCUGGCAACCCUGGUAACGACGGUGUUGCUGGAGAACAGGGUCAACAGGGUUUCUACGGAGAAGCUGGAGAUCUGGGACGAAAGGGAGAAACAGGUGACAAAGGAGAGCUAGGAGAUAAAGGAGUGAAGGGUCAUGGCUUUCCUGGCUACACUGGCGACCAGGGAACACAGGGUAAGCGUGGACGUCCUGGCAGAGCCUUCAACGGGCAGCCAGGGAAGCAGGGCGAGCGGGGACAUGCAGGCCAGCCUGGACUCAGGGGCCACCCGGGUCUCAGAGGACCCCCCGGUGUCUGCCUCACCUCCGGGUGCUCCCAGCCCGAACCUACCAGUGGCACACCUCAGCCAGCACCGCGGAGGUUGAGGAAUCGUGCAUAGAGGAAGAACAGUGGACAGUGAAUUGAAUAGUGAGCUUAAAGGAGGAAAACAUUGACAGAUUGAUUUUUGUUAAUACGUGUUUUGAUCAAAUAAAUUGACAUUUUUGUGUAAAUAUGCAACUAAAACCUGAGCUAAACUUCUGCAAACAAAGACAACGACCACAGUAUGUGAGUGAUAACAAAGUAUGUUUGUAUAAAAAGACCAUCUUCAUUUGAUAAUUUAAUUUGAACUGAUUUCAGUCUGAGUUGUCUUUAAACACCUGUGCUUUAUAAUAAAAAUACAAAAAGACUUCUGUUCUUUUAAACUAUUGUGUGAAAACCAUAGCUCUGUUAUCGGGGAUGGGAUAUGAGAC
Platichthys flesus (European flounder) is the source of this 2650-nucleotide messenger RNA. Its product is annotated as collagen alpha-1(IX) chain. The coding region runs from base 1 to 2298 and encodes 765 amino acids. The record is from RefSeq and is a predicted model, not a curated record. The transcript has 26 exons. Lineage: Eukaryota; Metazoa; Chordata; Actinopteri; Pleuronectiformes; Pleuronectidae.